CGUUCUCCUAUAUAUACCUUGUGUAUUAGACGUUUCAAGGUUCAGAAUUUUCUCCACAAUUUCGUAUUCUCACUUGUUCUCUCUAGUUUUCAGGUUUUCGCAAUCUUCAAGGAGCAAGGCCGUAACCAUCCAUCUUCCUAGCCGUGAUCAACACUUGUGCAUCAUCUUGGAUCUGCUUUGGAGCUUGGGACAUGACUAAGGAUCAAUGAAUGUCUGGAUCGUCUGAACCACCCAAGUACACCAAAACGCCCCUCCACGUCAUUCAAGCACGGAUUGAAAAGCUUAAGAAAAACUCGGAUCUCUUUGACAUCCAAGUUACCACUCCACUUCAAUUUCGUGAGCUUCAAUUAGAUAGUGAAGGGAAUAGAGUAGAGGGAGGAUCAGAAGCUUCUGACACUUCAGUUGUUCCAUCACCACACCAAACGCCACCUCCAUCACCUCGUGCACUCUUAGUCAUUCAACCACUACCACCACCAAUGGCUCUCACCAUCAGGCAGCUUUCUACAUCUGUCAUCCCACCUGGUGGAGUCCCCACUUGUAUAACCUACCCUGCUGCAGCUGAGGGGUUAACAGCUGAUUUUGAGUUGAAGUCUGGGUUGCUUCAUCGUCUUCCUACAUUCCAUGGACUCUCUAUGGAAGACCCCAACAACCACUUGAUGGAGUUUCAGUUCAUAUGCACUAGCAUGAAGCCUCAAGGAGCGGAUGAACAAAUUUUGAAGCUGAAGGCCUUCCCAUUUUCGUUGGCUGACAAGGCAAAGCAGUGGCUCUAUGAGUUGCCUAGUGGACGAAUUGCAUCUUGGGCAGACAUGAUGAAGGCGUUUCUUGAGAAAUACUUUCCUACAUCUCGCAUCAUCAUGUUAAGGAAAAAGAUAAGUGGAAUUCAACAAGGGCAAGAUGAGUCCUACGCAGAUUACUAUGAGAGGUUCAAGUCUCUCACCACUCAAUGCCCUCAACAUGGCAUGAAGGAUGAGACCUUGCUCACUUGUUUUUAUGAUGGGCUCACCAACUUGGAAAGAGACAUGCUAGAUGCAGCUUCAGGUGGAUCUUUUGUUGACAAGGAACCUGCGGCUGGAAUGGUUCUAAUUGAGAAUAGGGCCUUGAAUCAACAACAAUAUGGAAGCUCUAGGCCCAAAGCCACCACCAUUCGUGAAAAGGUCCAUGAGGUAAGUACUUUAGCUCAAUUGGAAGAGAAAAUUAACAAACUUACUUCUCUUGUGUCUCAAGGAUCACAUGGACAAGUCAUGGUGUGUGGAGUUUGUUCAAUGCAAGGGCAUGUGUCUGACCAAUGCCCUCAACUCAUGGAAGGUGGAGGACAAGAAGGUGUUAACGCCAUAGGUUUCCAACAAGGGUACCAACGUCCUAGGAAUGAUCCAUAUUCGAACACUUACAAUCCUGGAUGGAGGGAUCACCCCAACUUUCGUUGGAAGGACAAUGAGAACGUUCAAAGUGCACCUCAAGGGUUCCAACAACGUCCUCAAGGCUUCUAUCAAAAGCCUCAACCUCCUAACCCUACUCCUUUCAAUUCAAAUUUUAAUUCAAAUGCUUCUUCUUCUAAUGAUGAAUUGAUUAGAACUCUAACCAAAUCUACUCAAGCUUUAACUGCAGGUCAAACUCAUCAUGGGAAUCAAAUCAAUGCCAUAUCCACGGAUGUGAAUGAGAUGAAGAAGCAAAUGAGUCAAGUUGUGGAGUUUAUGGGUAAGUUUCAUGAGCAAGGGAAGCUUCCAAGUGGCACCAUCCCUAAUCCUCACUUUGAGCAAGCAAAGGUCGUCACUACAAGGAGUGGUAAGACCCUUGUAGACCCUCCAAGGCCUCCUAAGAAGGUUUUAACGUCAACAUUAGAGGAGGAGGAGGACCCUGCAACGUCCAAGGCUCAUGUGACGUCUCAAACAUCAAAUGCAAAACCGGACCUUCAAGGUAAUAUUUCUAACUCUUUCAAUUCGGUUAUUGCUAACCCAUCUUCUUCUCCUUUGCCUUUCCCAAGCAGAUAUACUAGAUCCAAGAAGGAUGAGGCCGAAAAGGCCAUCUUGGAGACCUUCAAGAAAGUGCAAAUCAACAUCCCUCUCCUUGAGGCCAUAAAGCAAAUCCCUAAGUAUGCCAAAUUCUUGAAGGAGCUUUGCACCACAAGGAGACAAAACCGUGAGAAAGAAGUGGUGAAGGUAAGUGAGAAUGUCUCAGCUGUGCUUCAACGUAGAAUGCCAGAAAAGUGUAAGGAUCCAGGAAGUUUCUCUAUCCCUUGUGUUAUUGGAACAAAUCGAUCUAAUGCAUACCCUAAGGGGUUAGUUGAGGAUGUACUUGUGCGGGUUGGUGAGCUAAUCUUUCCAGCUGACUUCUAUGUUCUAGAGAUGGAGGAGUCCCCUAAAAGUGGAACGCCAUUGUUGCUAGGCCGCCCCUUCAUGAGGACGGCUAGGACUAAAAUUGAUGUAUAUUCUGGCUCAUUGACAAUGGAGUUCGAUGGUGAAAUUGUUGGCUUCAACAUCUUUGAAGCAAUGAGGUAUCCUUUGGUUGACUUUUCAUCAUGUUUUUCUAUUGAUAUACUUGAUGAACUUGCGCAGAAAUUCAUGGAGAUGAUGAAUGAGGAUACUUUGGGUUCAACCAUUGCCCAUGGCGUUGGAAUGAUGAAGGAUGACUCUACCAUCCUUAAGGAGGAGCUCACGGCUAUUCAUAGUGAUGCUAUCAUGGAACAUGUUGCUUUUCUUGAGGCAACACCAUUUGAGCUAGGAAACGAAACUUUACCUGUCAUCAUUUCAUCAUCUUUAACGUCAACUCAAGAGGAUAGAUUGGUGGAGAUGCUUAAGAAGCACAAGACUGCAAUUGGUUGGACUUUAGCGGAUAUUAAAGGAAUUAGCCCUACUACUUGUGUGCAUCGAAUUCUGCUUGAGGAGGGAGCCAAGCCAACUAGGGAGGCUCAAAGACGUUUGAACCCACCUAUGAUGGAGGUCGUAAAGAAAGAAGUCAUCAAGCUUCUUGACUGUGGCGUCAUCUACCCUAUCUCAGACUCUAAGUGGGUUUCACCAGUUCAAGUUGUGCCAAAGAAAUCUGGGAUCACAGUUGUGAAGAAUGCAGAGAAUGAGUUAGUGCCUCAGAGAACUGUGACUGGACAUCGGGUUUGUAUCGACUAUAGGAAGCUCAACGCCACUACUAGGAAGGAUCACUUCCCUUUGCCAUUCAUUGAUCAGAUGCUUGAGAGGUUAGCUGGCCAUGAGUUUUAUUGCUUUUUGGAUGGGUAUUCUGGGUACAACCAAAUCGCCAUUGCUAAUGAGGAUCAAGAGAAAACGACAUUCACAUGCCCCUUUGGGACGUUUGCCUACAGAAGGAUGCCCUUUGGACUUUGCAAUGCUCCAGGUACGUUUCAAAGAUGCAUGGUAAGUAUUUUUUCUGAUUUUAUCGAGAGAAUAAUUGAAGUUUUUAUGGAUGACUUUUCGGUUUUUGGUAAAGACUUUGAUGAUUGCUUAAAUAACUUAGAAUUAAUACUUAGGCGUUGUGAAGAGACUAAUCUUGUGCUUAAUUGGGAAAAAUGUCACUUUAUGGUGAAACAAGGGAUAGUCUUAGGGCAUAUUGUUUCUAAACGUGGAAUAGAAGUUGAUAAAGCUAAAGUAGAUCUUGUUAAGCACUUACCAUACCCCACAAGUGUGAGGGAGGUCCGCUCUUUUCUUGGACAUGCAGCUUUAAGGUACCUAAUGUCAAAAAAAGAGGCAAAACCUAGGCUAAUUCGUUGGAUACUCUUGCUUCAAGAGUUUGAUGUUGAGAUCAAGGAUAAGAAGGGCACAGAGAACGUUGUAGCUGACCACUUGAGUAGACUAGUGAGUGAGGAAGACGCCAUACCCUUAGUGGAGAUGUUUCCGGAUGAACAACUCUUCGGAAUCCAGACCAUUGAGGCUUUGCUUAGGAAGUACCAUGUGACACAUAAGGUUUCAACGCCUUAUCACCCUCAAACUAGUGGACAAGCAGAAGUUUCAAAUAGGGAGAUCAAGAGGAUACUAGAGAAAACCGUGGGGCCAUCAAGAAAAGAUUGGAGUCAACGUUUGGAGGAUGCAUUGUGGGCUUAUAGGACAGCUUUCAAAACACCAAUUGGGAUGUCUCCAUUUCGUUUGGUGUAUGGGAAGCCUUGCCACUUACCUGUGGAAUUGGAGCAUAAAGCUUGGUGGGCAGUCAAGACGUUCAACAUGGACUUAGAUGAAGCUGGACUUCAUAGGAAAUAA
Rosa chinensis is the source of this 4199-nucleotide messenger RNA. RefSeq lists its product as uncharacterized. The transcript is spliced from 7 exons. Gene Ontology annotation, molecular function: nucleic acid binding. NCBI's taxonomy places the organism in Eukaryota, Viridiplantae, Streptophyta, Magnoliopsida, Rosales, Rosaceae. Gene Ontology annotation, biological process: DNA integration. Bases 210 to 4199 code for a protein of 1329 amino acids. The record is from RefSeq and is a predicted model, not a curated record.